Molecule: messenger RNA, 2244 nt
Organism: Penicillium canariense
Lineage: Eukaryota; Fungi; Ascomycota; Eurotiomycetes; Eurotiales; Aspergillaceae
Product: putative metalloreductase transmembrane component
Exons: 1
Coding region: 1-2244 (747 amino acids)
Biological process (GO): iron ion transport; intracellular iron ion homeostasis; copper ion import
Cellular component (GO): plasma membrane
Molecular function (GO): ferric-chelate reductase activity
Source: RefSeq, a predicted model, not a curated record
AUGGACUCCCUCGACUCCCUCAACUCCCUCGCAAAGCGCGUCAAUGUCGUGGUCUCAGCUUCAACGACCGACAAGGAGCUGGCGGAGAUGAAUCGAGACCCAUGGUCUCAAUCCGCGAAAUACGGCUACGGUUUCGUCUACUUUGCGGUCGUGCUGCUGGUCACCACCGCUCUUAUCCGUUUCUACCAUAUCUGGGGCGACAAGAUCCGAAUCGCCAAGUUCAAGGAGCAGCAACCACCAGUAUUUAGUGGCUCCCAGAACAAUGUCUCGACGCCUGAUGAAUACGAACUCCCUAGUGCUGGCACGGAUGCUUCCAGCGCGCAUUUUUUCCCUCCGCCAAACCCAUCAUCGCCUCAGAUCAAGCGACGGGAAUCCCUUAUCCAAAGAGUUAUUCCGCUGCAGAGGGUGAUCGCGCUGAUGCGCUGGAUCUUUUAUCGACCUAUGCCGGUUGUCAGGAUCGGAAACCUGGAAUUUGUGUUCCCGUCCCUGGCAGUAACGGUGAUUGUGCUGGCCGCGCUGAUUUUCGUGGCUUUAUACUGCUUUUUGCCCCAACCCUUGUACUACUGGUCGAUUGUCCUUGGGUCACCCCCAUUGGCGGUCCGAGCAGGUAUGCUCGCAGUCGCCAUGGUUCCGUGGAUUGUCGCACUCAGUACCAAGGCCAACUUCAUCUCCAUGCUCACCGGGCUAGGCCCCGAGCGGUUGAAUGGACUGCAUCGAUGGUCGGCUUAUAUCUGCCUAUUCCUGAGCCUUGUGCAUAUGAUCCCCUUCUAUAUCACCCCGAUUUGGGAGGAUGGUGCUAUGAUCAACUACCGCACGUUCAUCACGCUCCCCAUGUAUGUGUACGGCAACGGUCUUGCGGCGAUCGUGCCGUUGUUCGUCCUGUGCGUUCAUUCGCUCCCCUACUUCCGGCAUAAACUGUACGAGCUCUUCAUUUUUAUUCACAUCCCCGUUUCAUGGAUCUUUGUGUCGAUGCUGUUCUGGCAUACCAAGAACUUCCUGUCAUCAUGGGGUUAUCUUUGGGCAACGGUUGUGAUUUGGAUCCUCACAUACCUUAUUCGACUAUUCUAUUUGAACUGGAUGAAUCCAUUCCGCAUGUCAUCUUUCAUGAUCGGAGAAGAGUCAGCCGUGACAUUGCUUCCACAAGGUGCUAUCAAGGUGACCGUGCCCACACAGAUGCGCUGGCGCCCUGGCCAGUACGUCUACUUGCGCAUGCCGAGGAUCGCCUUCUUCGAGAGCCACCCCUUUACCAUUGCAUCUCUCUGCAGUGAUGACUUUCCAUCCGAAUAUGGUGAGAAGUACCGUGACUGUACAAUUGUUUUCCGACCAUCCAAGGGGUUUACACGGAAAGUGUUCCACACGGCCUUGAAGAAUGGCCCCUUCAAGACGUACACGGCCUUUUUGGAGGGUCCCUAUGGCGGCAUGCAGCGUGAGAUGGCCGCCUUCGACGACGUGAUCUUCUUUGCCGGCGGUAGCGGUAUCACCGCAAUCGCCAGUCAGCUCCUAGACCUGAUCAAGAAGAUCCGGGAUGGGAAGGCCAUCACGAAAUCCGUCAAGGUUAUCUGGGCACUCAAGAAUCCUGAGACGAUGGAGUGGUUCCAGGAAGAACUCCGAAUCUGCAAAGACCACGCGCCAGCUGGUAUUUUGCAAUGCCACUUCUUCCUAACAGGCGUGAAAGAUGAGCAAACCGAUCGAGAUCUCGUUCAGGAAAAGAUUUACGGAAUGCUGCAAGGCAUCGACAAGCGAAACUCUGCAUAUAUUCGUGAAGAAGCCGGCGGCGAUGCAGAGAGGGAAAAGGAACUACGCCGCGAGAAUGAGGACGGACUUGCUGCUUUACCUGGGGCAUAUACCGCUGCCCACAUCGCUAAUAACCGACAUUAUUAUCAGCCAGGUAUGGAUCCCUAUGCUGCGGUUGGGUCACAAGGGCACAGCAACAAUGCUCCCUUCGACUUUGGAUUCGGUACUCCUCAAGUCAUACCACAGAGGCAACCCACGACACCACGCUAUGCCUAUUUCCAACCCGGGCAAAGGCGAGAUAACUGGCGGACGGAUUACUUCCGUCCCAACAUCUCGCAGAUGCUCACUGGCUACUCAAAAAGCUUUGGCCGCCGAGCCUGUGUCUUCGUCUGUGGGCCACCCAGUAUGCGUGUGGAAGUAGCCAGUACCGUGGCUACGCUACAACAGCAAGUGAUGACGGAUCCGUCCAGAGACGAAAUCUUCUUGCAUGCAGAGAACUAUAACAUCUAA